Syzygium oleosum is the source of this 2769-nucleotide messenger RNA. Its product is annotated as serine/threonine-protein kinase Nek3-like. Lineage: Eukaryota; Viridiplantae; Streptophyta; Magnoliopsida; Myrtales; Myrtaceae. Gene Ontology annotation, molecular function: protein kinase activity; ATP binding. The coding region runs from base 667 to 2439 and encodes 590 amino acids. The transcript is spliced from 16 exons. Gene Ontology annotation, biological process: protein phosphorylation. The record is from RefSeq and is a predicted model, not a curated record.
CAACUCUCUCUCUCUCUCUCUUCUCUCUCUCUUCUUUCUCUCUCUAGAGGCUUUGUCGUGUCGCUCCGGCGAGCCACCAAUGGCCAGGCCCCUGCUGCUGCACCUGCACCUUCCCCUCCUCCUCCUCCUCCUCUUCCUCCUCCGUACCACGCAGCGUUGUCGCUUCCUCCUCCCCCCCCUUCCCCUGCAAAUGUAGCAGGCUCUGUCCCAGAUUCUCUUCUCCCUCCCUUCUUCCUCUGCUGCUGCUCCUCCCACUCGCUCCCUUCGAUCCGUCCCCCGCAAUGUGCAUUCCCUGCUCCUUCCCUCCGCUCCUCCUCCUGUUCUGUGCCGAAUCUGCGGGCUUGGGUGCUUCGACGUUCUGGGUUCGAGCGGGAUUUUGAAUCUGGAGAGUGUGUUGUGUUCCCGGAGCCGCAUUUUGCUGCUGCUGCUGCUGCUGCGCUUAGCUUGGCUCCCGCCGCUCGUGUCCUGAAGAUUUGGUUUUUCGCUCUCUGGGUUCUUGCUUUGUUGGGGGUGCUCGAUGUUCGGGCAGCUAGUCAAAAGGUAACGAAAGGGAAAGAGACGCUGCCGGUUUUUGAAGACAUUUUUCGGGAUACCCGUGAUAGCUUCCUGCUAGCUGAGUCGGACGAGGCCAUUCGCGGUAGCUGAUGCAUUAUAGGUAUAAUCAACAUGGAGCAAUAUGAAAUACUAGAGCAAAUCGGCAAAGGAGCUUUUGGUUCUGCUCUUCUCGUGAGGCAUAAACAUGAAAAAAAGAAGUAUGUGUUGAAAAAGAUUCGUCUUGCUCGGCAAACUGAUAGGACCCGUAGAUCUGCACAUCAGGAGAUGGAGCUUAUUUCUAAAAUGCGGAAUCCAUUUAUUGUUGAGUAUAAAGAUUCAUGGGUGGAGAAGGGUUGCUACGUCUGCAUAAUAAUAGGUUAUUGCGAAGGAGGAGAUAUGGCUGAAGCUAUCAAAAAGGCUAAUGGCAUUCUUUUCUCUGAAGAGAAACUAUGCAAGUGGCUUGUGCAGCUCCUCAUGGCGCUUGACUACUUACACAUGAAUCACAUCCUCCAUAGAGAUGUCAAGUGCUCCAAUAUAUUCUUGACAAAAGACCAGGAUAUACGUCUAGGUGAUUUUGGACUUGCCAAGAUGCUCACUUCUGAUGAUCUUGCUUCCUCAGUCGUGGGAACUCCCAGCUACAUGUGUCCAGAGCUUCUUGCUGAUAUUCCUUACGGUUCUAAAUCCGACAUUUGGUCUCUCGGAUGCUGCAUGUAUGAAAUGACUGCACAUAAGCCUGCAUUUAAAGCAUUCGAUAUGCAAGCACUGAUAAACAAAAUCAACAAGUCCAUAGUGGCUCCACUUCCUACAAAAUAUUCUGGGGCAUUCCGGAGUCUUAUCAAAAGCAUGCUGCGGAAAAAUCCAGAACUCAGGCCAAGUGCUGCUGAACUGCUUGGUAACCGACAUCUUCAGCCUUAUGUUCUCAAAAUACAAAUGAAAAUCAAUUGCCCCAGACGCAAUACAUUGCCUGCCCAGUGGCCAGAAGAUGCUCGGGCUUACAGGAAAUACCGGUACUCGUCCAGCAAUAAUAGGGCCUUGAAUCCGAGUAUAUCUGGUGCUGAGCACGAUUCUGUUUGUUCCACUGAAGGAAGAUAUGUUCCUAGUUAUUUAAAUGAGAGAUUCGAAGAACUGUCAGUUGGAAGCACACAAGGCACGGUGAUUUGCAAGCCGAUUUAUUCAAAAGCAUCCAGUGUUGUCAAAAACCCAAAAAUAAGUCCUGCAAACGCUUCUGCCACUCCAAAAAAACGAACAGAACCACUGAAGAAGCGUGAAUCACUUCCUGUUUCACGUGCUCCGGAGAAUCCUGUCCCUGCAGCUCGCAGAGCAUCUUUCCCGCUGCCCAAUGAUAAUGUUCUCCACCAUCUGAAGUCUCCUGAUGUAUCUGUCAACUCACCACGAAUAGACAAGAUAGCUGAAUUUCCACUAUCUUCGUGUGAAGAACCCUUCUUAUCUAUUCGGAGAACUUCUUCAAUGUCUGCCCAAGGUUCCUCUGGCUCCCCGCAUUAUGCAGAUGGAUCAAUAACGAAGGACAAAUGCAUGGUUCAGAUUUGCAACAAAUCUUCUAGAAAGCCCGCUUAUUCUGAUCUCUGGCAGGGGAUUCAGAGAAGCAUGUUUCAGGUUGAGAAGGAGGAUGGAAGUGACUCUUCUAACCAAAAUGCAACUGCAGGGGCAUCAAGUCGCACUUCGUGCGACUCGCGGCGGCGCCGGUUUGACACGUCAUCAUACCAGCAAAGGGCCGAGGCUUUGGAAGGGCUGCUUGAGUUUAGUGCGAGGUUGUUGCUGCAGGAAAGGUACGAUGAGCUUAACGUGCUCCUCAAGCCAUUUGGGCCUGGAAAAGUUUCCCCUAGGGAAACUGCCAUUUGGAUAACCAAGAGCUUCAAGCAGAAUACUUUGAAACCAGAAGAUUAGUUCGACAGAACCAAUGCCACGUGUAGCAUAAUUGUUAGUCGUAGUUGAUCAGAGUGGGAUUAUAGAAGCUUGUCGACGGGGAUGGAUACGGGAGGCACUAGGCACUUAGGCAGACUAAACGAGUAUUUAGGUUAGAGUUCCGGGCACUUACAGUUUUGCCACUCCGUUUUAUGACCUUCCACUCGGUAUCAUCUACAUCAAUUGUUCAAAUCUAAGCUGACAGUGACGUUAGUUCCACUGUAGUGUACGUAUUGACUCAUUUACUUGUUAUAAUGAAUACUGGCUAGGACGAGUCCUUGCAAAUAAGACCUCUCUCUCUCUCUCUCUCUC